UGGGCCAAUGAACGGCGGCGGGAGGUGAAAUCCGGUUCUAACCGGUCCGGGGCUCCCAGCGCUAUAAAAACUUUAUAAACCCCCCGGAGCCCAAGCAGUGUGAGGAAGAGGAGACGGGAGCGACCCCCGGACCGGCCGCUGCCGCCGCUGCAACCCGCGCCCAGACUCCGCUGCUGCCGCUGCUCCCGCCCCUCCACCGUCACCACCAUGCCCAAGAGAAAGGCUGAAGGAGAUGCUAAGGGAGACAAGACCAAGGUUAAGGACGAACCACAGAGGAGAUCAGCACGGUUAUCUGCUAAACCUGCCCCUCCGAAGCCAGAACCCAAACCCAAAAAGGCACCUGCAAAGAAGGGAGAGAAGUUACCCAAAGGGAAAAAGGGAAAGGCUGACGCCGGUAAGGAUGGGAACAACCCUGCAGAGAAUGGAGAUGCCAAAACAGACCAGGCACAGAAAGCUGAAGGUGCUGGAGAUGCCAAGUGAAUUGUGUGAAUUUUUGAUAACUGUGUACUUCUGGUGACUGUACAGUUUGAAAUACUAUUUUU
This is a messenger RNA of Dromiciops gliroides (monito del monte), 542 nucleotides long. It is a transcript of the gene HMGN2, whose product is annotated as high mobility group nucleosomal binding domain 2. Gene Ontology annotation, cellular component: nucleus; chromatin. NCBI's taxonomy places the organism in Eukaryota, Metazoa, Chordata, Mammalia, Microbiotheria, Microbiotheriidae. The record is from RefSeq and is a predicted model, not a curated record. Gene Ontology annotation, molecular function: nucleosomal DNA binding. Gene Ontology annotation, biological process: chromatin organization. The transcript has 6 exons. Bases 208 to 480 code for a protein of 90 amino acids.